CCAAAACUGACUCUUUUCACUGCCAUUGACUCUUCCACCACACUUGAUACCCGUCAGAAGAAUUCAAAAUGUCAAAGGGACGCGUCUGUCUUGCAUACUCUGGCGGCCUCGAUACCUCCACCAUCCUCAAAUGGCUCAUUGAGGAAGGAUACGAGGUCGUGUGCUUCCUGGCCAACGUUGGCCAGGACGAGCCAUGGGACGAGGUUGAGAAGAAGGCGCUCAAGAUCGGUGCACUGAAGAUGGUCAUCUUGGACCUGCAAAAGGAGUUCGUCGAAGAGCUCUGCUUCCGCGCUGUUCAGUGCAACGCUUCCUACGAGGGCCGAUACCUUCUCGGAACCUCGCUGGCUCGUCCAGUCAUCGCUCGCGCACAGAUCCGCGUCGCACAACAAGAAGGCUGCGGCUUCGUCUCGCACGGCUGCACAGGCAAAGGAAACGACCAGGUUCGUUUCGAGCUUGCCUUCUACACACUACAGCCCUCCAUCAAGGUCAUUGCACCAUGGAGGCUGCCAGAGUUCUGCGACCGCUUCAAGGGCAGGCAAGAUCUCCUUGACUAUGCUGAAAAGCACGGUAUUCCUGUCACAUCCACCAAGGCGAAGCCAUGGAGCAUGGACGCCAACCUGGCACACUGCAGUUACGAGGCUGGUAUCCUCGAGGACCCAGAUGUGUCUCCCCCAGACGACAUGUGGACCAUGACCGACUCACCUCUCAACGCACCCAACGAGCCCACUGACAUCACCGUAUACUUUGAGAAGGGUAUCCCCGUCAAGGUUGUAACACCAGAGAAGACCUACACAGACUCUGUUGAGCUCUUCGUUGCGCUCAACAAGCUCGGCUACACCCACGGCAUUGGCCGCAUCGACAUUGUCGAGAACCGCUUCAUCGGUCUCAAGUCCCGCGGCUGCUACGACUCACCAGCCAUGACGAUCCUCCGCCUCGCCCAUCUCGACCUCGAGGGUCUUGUCAUGGACGCACAGGUCCGCAACCUCCGCGACCAAUUCGUUUCCCACAACUGGAGCUACCAGCUCUACAACGGCAUGUACUUCUCGCCCGAGCGCGAGUUCAUCGAGAACAGUCUGCUCUUCUCCCAGCGCAGGGUCAACGGCGAGGUCAGGAUGAAGCUGUACAAGGGUAACGCGUACGUUCUUGGCCGUUCGAGCAAGACUGAGAAGCUUUACUCUGAGGAGGAGGCUUCCAUGGAUACCCUUGACAACUUUAGCCCAAUGGAUACGACUGGCUUCAUUGCUAUCCAGAGCAUCCGUUUGAAGAAGUACGGUCUCCAGAAGGCCGAGGAGGGAGCAAACAUGUCCCGUGCGUAGAUAUCAUGACUAAGUUGGAAAGGGUCACUGGAGAGGGGUGCAUGAUUGAUGGGAACGAGCGCUCGCCUGUAGUAACCACGCGAACAAAACAACGUGGCAUUACAUAGCUAGGAGCCAAAAAUAUUUACAUAAUGCCCAACAUG
Molecule: messenger RNA, 1459 nt
Organism: Bipolaris maydis ATCC 48331
Lineage: Eukaryota; Fungi; Ascomycota; Dothideomycetes; Pleosporales; Pleosporaceae
Source: RefSeq, a predicted model, not a curated record